Messenger RNA from Salvelinus fontinalis (brook trout), 1203 nucleotides. RefSeq names its product proline-rich protein HaeIII subfamily 1-like. Lineage: Eukaryota; Metazoa; Chordata; Actinopteri; Salmoniformes; Salmonidae. Bases 1 to 1203 code for a protein of 400 amino acids. The record is from RefSeq and is a predicted model, not a curated record. The transcript is spliced from 3 exons.
AUGACUGAGGUGGUAGAGCCCCACGGUGGAUCAGAGCCCCACGGUGGAUCAGAGCCCCCCAGUGGAUCAGAGCCCCACGGUGGAUCAGAGCCCCCCAGUGGAUCAGAGCCCCACGGUGGAUCAGAGCCCCCCAGUGGAUCAGAGCCCACGGUGGAUCAGAGCCCCCCAGUGGAUCAGAGCCCCCCAGUGGAUCAGAGCCCACGGUGGAUUAGAGCCCACGGUGGAUCAGAGCCCCCCAGUGGAUCAGAGCCCCACGGUGGAUCAGAGCCCCCCAGUGGAUCAGAGCCCACGGUGGAUCAGAGCCCCCCAGUGGAUCAGAGCCCCCCAGUGGAUCAGAGCCCACGGUGGAUCAGAGCCCACGUGGAUCAGAGCCCACGGUGGAUCAAAGCCCCACGGCGGAUCAGAGCCCAUGGUGGAUCAGAGCCCCACGGUGGAUUAGAGCCCCAUGGUGGAUCAGAGCCCACGGUGGAUCAGAGCCCCACGGUGGAUCAGAGCCCCACGGUGGAUCAGAGCCCACGGUGGAUCAGAGCCCACGGUGGAUCAGAGCCCCACGGUGGAUCAGAGCCCCCCGGUGGAUCAGAGCCCACGGUGGAUCAGAGCCCCACGGUGGAUCAGAGCCCCCCAGUGGAUCAGAGCCCACAGUGGAUCAGAGCCCACGGUGGAUCAGAGCCCCCCAGUGGAUCAGAGCCCCCCAGUGGAUCAGAGCCCACGAGCCCACGGUGGAUCAGAGCCCCCCAGUGGAUCAGAGUCCCCCAGUGGAUCAGAGCCCACGGUGGAUCAGAGCCCACGGUGGAUCAGAGCCCACGGUGGAUCAGAGCCCACGGUGGAUCAGAGCCCCACGGUGGAUCAGAGCCCCACGGUGGAUCAGAGCCCCACGGUGGAUCAGAGCCCACGGUGGAUCAGAGCCCCACGGUGGAUCAGAGCCCACGUGGAUCAGAGCCCACGGUGGAUCAGAGCCCCACGGUGGAUCAGAGCCCCCCGGUGGAUCAGAGCCCCACGGUGGAUCAGAGCCCCACGGUGGAUCAGAGCCCCACGGUGGAUCAGAGCCCACGGUGGAUCAGAGCCCACGGUGGAUCAGAGCCCCACGGUGGAUCAGAGCCCACGGUGGAUCAGAGCCCCACGGUGGAUCAGAGCCCCACGGUGGAUCAGAGCCCACGGUGGAUCAGAGCCCCCGGUGGAUCAGAGCCCCACUACACACAGUGA